This is a messenger RNA of Juglans microcarpa x Juglans regia, 2664 nucleotides long. RefSeq names its product probable inactive leucine-rich repeat receptor-like protein kinase At3g03770. Gene Ontology annotation, biological process: protein phosphorylation. Lineage: Eukaryota; Viridiplantae; Streptophyta; Magnoliopsida; Fagales; Juglandaceae. Gene Ontology annotation, molecular function: ATP binding; protein kinase activity; receptor serine/threonine kinase binding. The record is from RefSeq and is a predicted model, not a curated record. Bases 174 to 2498 code for a protein of 774 amino acids. The transcript has 8 exons.
UUACGCAAUGCAUCACCGUCACCGACAUUUCCCUCGUAGAGAUCUCUUUUCAUUAGUCUCUGUUUUCACUCUGUUUUGACAACUGCCGUAAAACUUGCUCUUUGAGAUUGGGAGGUUAUAAAGGGUUCUCAUUCCGUUGUUUGCUGACACCAUGAAUCAUUGACAAUAGAAGGAUGGUUUCAAUGGGGUGGUGUUGCUUGUUUUUGCUUUUCUGUUUUGUAUGGAGUUUCUAUGUUCCUGGUACUCAUCAACUGCAAUCCUCUCAAACCCAAGUCCUUCUUCAGCUUAGAAAGCACUUAGAGUACCCAAAGCAAUUGGAGAUUUGGAAUGAUCAUACCAAUGAUUUUUGCUCUUUAUCUUCAGUACAAGUUAACAUCACAUGCCAAGAAAAUUUUGUGACUGAGCUCAGAAUUAUGGGUGAUAAGGCUACAAAAGUUUGGGACUUCAAUGGGUUUGCAAUUCCCAAUCAAACUUUGUCGGAGAGCUUCUCCAUGGAUUCUUUCGUGGCCACCCUGGCAAGGCUAACCAGCUUGAGAGUUCUUAGUCUGGUAUCUUUGGGCAUUUGGGGUCCACUGCCGGACAAAAUUCAUAGACUGUCUUCAGUUGAACACCUUGAUUUGAGUUCAAAUUUUCUUUUUGGUUCAAUUCCUUAUAAGAUUUGUACAAUGGUGAAGCUUCAAACUCUCAAACUGGACGGCAAUUUCUUUAAUACUUCCCUCCCCACUUGGUUUGAUUCCUUAUCUAAUCUGACAGUUCUAAGCUUGAGGAACAACCGGCUUAAAGGUCCAUUUCCAUCUUCAAUCUUGAGUAUCCCCACUCUCACAGAUCUUAUCAUCUCAAGCAAUGACAUGUCUGGGGAAUUGCCACAUCUCAGUAGCUUAAAUAGAUUACGUGUGCUGGAUUUGAGUGCAAACAAAUUACAUUCUGUGCUACCUCAAAUGCCCAAAGGAGUCGUCUUGGUCUUCCUCAACAACAACUCCUUCUCGGGUAAGAUUCCUGAGCAAUAUGGCCGGUUAAGUCAGCUCCAACACAUGGAUAUGUCAUUCAAUGUUCUUAGGGGGACACCUCUAGCUGCACUUUUCUCUUUGCCCAAUAUCACUUAUUUGAAUAUUGCAUCAAACAUGCUUAGCGGGUCACUUCCAGGCCACCUAAGCUGUGGCAGCAAACUUGAGUUCGUUGAUAUAUCAAACAAUAGGUUGAUGGGUGGAUUGCCUUCUUGUUUAAGGGCCAACUCCGAAAAGAGAGUGGUUGAGUUUGAGGGGAAUUGCUUAUCCAAUGAUCUAAGGCAUCAGCAUGCAGCAGAAUCAUAUUGUGAGGAAGUCGUCAACGUGAAGAAACAAUCCAAAGGCAAAAAUGCUGGAAUUUUAGUGGGUGUAAUUGUAGGAAUCGUUUUAUUUAUGGUGUUUCUGGCUUUGGGAUUUCUAUUUUUGUGGAGAUGCUAUUGUCCUCGAGGGACAUCGGAGCAGCAUUUGUUGCAGAACGCAGUGCAAGAUAGCUCGGCAGCUGGGUUCUCCUCUGAGCUUCCAGCAAAUGCAAGGUUUGUUUCUGAGGCUGCAAAGUUGGGCAUGCAAGGUCUCCCAGCGUGUCGGUCUUUCAGUUUAGACGAGUUAAAAGAAGCGACAAACAACUUUGACAGCUCUGCCUUUAUGGGAGAAGGCUCAUGUGGAAAGCUUUACAGAGGAAGAUUAGAGAAUGGGAACCAAGUUGCUAUUAGGUGUUUGCCUUGUUCAAAGAAAUUUUCACUUCGAAAUCUAAAACUCAGGUUGGAUUUGCUUGCAAGGCUUCGCCACCCACAUUUGGUAGGCCUUUUGGGGCACUGUGUUGAUGUUGGUGGAAGAGAUAAUUGCAGUGUGAACAAUGUCUUUCUCAUAUCAGAAUAUAUUCCCGGUGGGAGUUUUCGAACUUAUCUUGCAGAGAAUAGCUGCAGAAAGGUUUUCAACUGGUCAGAGAGAUUGUCAGUUCUAGUCAGUGUUGCCAAGGCUGUGCACUUCCUACAUGUUGGAGUUAUUCCUGGUUUCUUCAACAACAGAUUGAAGACAAAUAACAUUCUGAUCAAUGAGCAUUGGAUGGCAAAGUUGAGUGACUAUGGGAUGUCCAUUCUCUUGGAAGAAACUGACAAAUUUGAGGCAAAAGGAGAAGGUCAUAAAUCAUGGCAAAUGAAAAAAUUAGAGGAUGAUGUUUAUGCUUUCGGAUUCAUCUUACUGGAGGCAGUUGUUGGAUCUUCAGUAUGUGCUAGAAGAGAGUCCUUUUUGCUAAAUGAGAUGGCAUCUUUGAACAGCCAGGAUGGCCAGAAACGUAUAAUUGACCCAAUUGUGCAAGCCACUUGCUCGCAAGAAUCCUUAUCAAUUGUGAUUUCCAUAGUGAGCCGAUGCAUUUCUCUGGAAUCAUGCAGCCGUCCCUCUAUUGAGGAUGUCCUUUGGAAUUUACAGUAUGCAGCUCAAAUUCAGGCAACAACAGUUGAUGGUGAACAAAGACAUGACACUGCAUCACAUAAAUGAUUUAUCCUCUUCUUCAUAUCAUAUUCUUCUUCCUUUUUUAGAUGUGACUCAACUCUGUGCAAACUCGAUCUAUAUAUGAUCAGAUUUGUAUUUCUGUAAUUGUCAUAUCAGUGGUAGAGAAUCAAUUCAGUCCCAAAUCAAUGGUAGACUUUUCUUCCUUGGAAAA